AUGCUGUACCCGAAAACUGAUGAUGAUAACAAUCAACAAACAACUGAAAUUCCGAAUUCGAGUAAUGGUCGAAAAUGUAUUGUGUGCUUUCGAUUCAUUGACAAGGCAGACUAUGUGAAUCACGUGCAGAUGUGCUGUGAAUCAGCAACAGUUACAAAGAAGACUAAGCCGUGUAUCAUUUGCUCAAAGGAUAUUGCGGAAAAAGAAUACAUCUCUCACGUAAAUGCAUGUCUUAAUCAAUCAUCAUCUCAGUCGCGUUCGACACGAUCACUCACAAAUGGCAGCCAUACAUGUUUUAUAUGGUGAGUAGAGCGUUCACAUUGAAUUAGAAUGCAUUCAUUGUUUCAAAUUCUUUACGAAUCGUGUUUGAAGAUCUUCUGAAGUAGAAUUCAACACAUCAUAAUUAUGGCUUUAGGUCUUUCUCCUUGAAUCAGGUCAGACUCAAUUUUUCUAUGCUCUACUGUUUGGAAAUCGAAUGAUUUUUCCUAAGAGCUGCUGAAUCAGACAAAAAAAAGCUAAUCAUUCGACAGUCAUUCGCUAUCGACCUCAAUCGCUUGGGAAAAAUUUCGCUUUAGUUCUAAAACCAGUAUCAAGUCAAACAUAAAUUCGCUACGGAGCAUCGAUCUACUACACUAACGUUGAAGUCACUAAAGGUGGUCAAAUGAGACCUUUUCACUAGUGAAAUUUUCGUCGUCCAAAGACAGAAAAUCACUUCUCUUUGUAGAAUUAGUACUAUUUAAUAUCAAAAUUGAAGAAGAACACUGUCAAUAGUGUCAAUUUGAAAAAACUUCCAGCCAGUCUCUGCAGAAAUAAUAUGUGAAAGACAAAGAGACCACUUUAAAUAUAGCCGAGAAACUCAACUACGUCUAUAAUAGUAUUGUCAGAAACUA
Molecule: messenger RNA, 890 nt
Organism: Rotaria sordida
Lineage: Eukaryota; Metazoa; Rotifera; Eurotatoria; Philodinida; Philodinidae
Source: the annotation of a GenBank genome assembly